AUGGCCCAGCAGUUCUGGGCCUUUUAUCUUUUCCCACUGUUCCUUGCUGGCUUGGCUCAGGAGAUCCCGAAGCCACAGGAGAUGAAGGUGGAUUGUGACCAAGGGGUGACAGGCACCAUUUAUGAGUAUGGAGCCCUCACCCUUAAUGGUGAGGAGUAUAUCCAGUUUGAUCAAUAUGCAGGCAAGCAUGUUCUGUUUGUCAACGUGGCCACCUACUGAGGCUUGACAGCUCAGUAUCCUGAACUGAAUGCACUACAGGAGGAUCUGAAGCAAUCCAAUGUCAUCGUGUUGGGCUUUCCCUGCAACCAGUUUGGAAAACAAGAACCAGGAAAGAACUCAGAGAUACUCUCUGGGCUCAAGUAUGUACGUCCCGGUGGCGGCUUUGUCCCUAAUUUCCAGCUCUUUGAGAAAGGGGAUGUUAAUGGAGAAAAUGAACAAAAAGUCUUUACCUUCCUGAAGAAUUCCUGCCCUCCAACUUCUGAACUUUUGGGCUCAUCAAAACAUCUCUUCUGGGACCCUAUGAGGAUCCAUGACAUCCGCUGGAACUUUGAGAAGUUUCUGGUAGGGCCUGAUGGAGUUCCUGUCAUGCGCUGGUUCCACAAGAUUCCAGUGAGCACAGUCAAGUCAGAUAUCUUACAGUACCUAAACAAGUCUGCUACCCAGUAG
This is a messenger RNA of Perognathus longimembris pacificus (Pacific pocket mouse), 666 nucleotides long. It is a transcript of the gene Gpx6, whose product is annotated as glutathione peroxidase 6. Gene Ontology annotation, molecular function: glutathione peroxidase activity. The record is from RefSeq and is a predicted model, not a curated record. The transcript is spliced from 5 exons. Lineage: Eukaryota; Metazoa; Chordata; Mammalia; Rodentia; Heteromyidae. Gene Ontology annotation, biological process: response to oxidative stress.